GUGCGCAUGCUACAGUCGGUUUUCUUGAGUAGCAAAGAUGGUGGUGAAAGCAGUUUGUGUGCUGAAAGGAGAUGGAGACACGAAAGGCACCGUUCACUUUGAGCAAGAGAAUGAAUCAGCUCCUGUCAAGGUGACAGGUGAAAUCAGUGGCCUUACCCCUGGUCAACAUGGUUUCCAUGUCCAUGCUUUUGGAGAUAACACAAAUGGGUGCAUUAGUGCAGGACCUCACUACAAUCCCUUCAGCAAGAAUCAUGGCGGUCCUACUGAUGAAGAAAGACAUGUUGGAGACCUGGGAAAUGUGACGGCAGGAGAAAACAACAUCGCCAAGAUAAACAUUGAAGACUCUUUCAUCAAACUCUCUGGCCCUCAUUCUAUCAUUGGCAGAACCAUGGUGAUCCACGAGAAGACAGACGAUCUAGGAAAAGGAGGAAAUGAAGAGAGCCUGAAGACUGGUAACGCUGGCGGACGUCUAGCCUGUGGAGUUAUUGGCAUUGCCCAGUAAACGCCGUCAUAUCGAGCACUGGAAAUUAUUCUUCCCCACUGCAAUUGGAGACCAACGUAGCUAAAUGACAUUACUGUUCUUGUCGUUUUCAAUACUUGUGAGUUUUUAUGACUAGAUAAAGAAGUUGUCGUUUUCUGCCAUGGCCGUUCCUAGUGACAGAUGUUAAUUGAGGUCUAGAUGUCUACCASUUAGCUUUGGUCCUGAAGAAUUGCUAACGCACAAAGAAUUUACAGAUUUAUUCUCUUGAAGUAAAGUAGUUCAACAAA
Molecule: messenger RNA, 768 nt
Organism: Austrofundulus limnaeus
Lineage: Eukaryota; Metazoa; Chordata; Actinopteri; Cyprinodontiformes; Rivulidae
Gene: sod1
Product: superoxide dismutase 1, soluble
Exons: 5
Coding region: 38-502 (154 amino acids)
Biological process (GO): superoxide metabolic process
Molecular function (GO): copper ion binding
Source: RefSeq, a predicted model, not a curated record